Molecule: messenger RNA, 2125 nt
Organism: Exserohilum turcica Et28A
Lineage: Eukaryota; Fungi; Ascomycota; Dothideomycetes; Pleosporales; Pleosporaceae
Exons: 3
Coding region: 106-1716 (536 amino acids)
Biological process (GO): DNA-templated transcription
Molecular function (GO): zinc ion binding; DNA binding
Source: RefSeq, a predicted model, not a curated record
GAGAGCCAGGGAAGCGACGACGAAUCGGACGAGACUGACCGUGAAGACCACGUUCUUCAGCCACGCAGUGUCGUCAAAGCGUGGGACGAGCUCUUCAACUGGGGAAUGUACCGUAGCGAGCAUCUCUUGUUCUGCUCACGUGCCGCCGGAGUAGAGCUUUCGACCCUCCAUCCAAGCCAGGCACAAAUAUUCAAACUCUGGCAAUCUUACUUGGAAAACAUAGACCCCAUUCUGAAACUGACGCAUACACCUACUCUUCAAGCGCGCAUCAUCGAUGCUGCUAGCGAUGUGACAAAGAUCGAACCCAACUUGGAAGCCCUCAUGUUCGGCAUAUACUGCGUUACCAUCAAUAGUCUGGACCAAGAUGAAUGCCGCGCCGUGUUCGGCGUAUCGAGAAUAGAUGCCAUCAGAGGCUAUCAGCUGGGGGCGCGCGAGGCGUUGCUCAAUUGUGGGUUCCUGAAAUCUAGCAACCGAGAAUGCUUGACAGCCCUCCACCUAUAUCUAAUAUCACUCAAGCCAGAAACUGACCCCCGCGCGCUGUCGUGUAUGCUGAGCACUGCAGUUCGCAUUGCUCAACGAAUCGGCAUCGACUCGGAGGUUAUGAAUGCCAGGCACUCCGCUCUUGAGGCCGAGCUACGGCGUCGAUUGUGGUGGUCCCUUGUUCUUUUUGACAGUCGUAUUGCGGAAAUGACAGAUUUCAAGACUGCUACGUUGAUACCCACGUGGGACUGCCAGACCCCGCGGAGCGUCAACGAUUUCAGCCUGCGGAACGAAAUGAAGACUCCACCGGCCGAGUCGAGCACUACGUCAGAAGCAUUGUUCGCCGUGGUGCGUAGCAAGCUCGGUGACUUCACCCGGCAUAGUCCUUCUCAUUUGGACUUUGUCAACCCCGUCAUGAAAUAUAUUGUGAGGAAGCCACCAGGUGACUCUUGCUCGGAACUUGAAGAUAUUGCAAAAUUCGAGUCCAUGCUAGAGAGCAAAUAUCUCUCGCAAUGCGACCCGCAGAUUCCUCUGCACUAUAUGACCAUCUGGUGGGUUCGUGUUUUCUUGGCAAAGACCCGGUUCGGACACUACUUGGCAACCAGGCUAGCCGGCCCUGAGCAUGAAAACAGCGAGCAGCGCGACACCGGUCUUGCACUUGCUCGCACCAUGCUGGAUAGCGACACCAUGUUGAUGAGAUCUGAUCUCAUCAAAGGUUUCCGGUGGCUCAUCUACCUACAUUUCCCCUUCCCAGCCUACAUCCACUUGGUCCAAGAUCUGAAACAACGGCCGCUGUCAGACCACGCGGACCUUGCUUGGCAAGCCAUGAGCGACAAUUGCUCUGCUCGCUUCUUAGACAUCUAUGCAAAGGGGAACCCGUACGACACGCGAUUCAAACAUCCUUUCUUUGCAAUGUUCUCAGGGUUGGUGCUCCAGGCGUGGACUGCGCGCGCCGCAGUGGCGCCACACGCCGAGCCGCCCUUGAUUAUAACGCAGAUCAAGCAAAGAUUAGCUUCUGUGAUGGAGCAAGAAACACAAUUGGCGGGUGAGGCCGUGGGCUCUGAUAACGGCAUCUCAUACACGUCCGAGUCUAUGGAUCUUGGUAACAUGGGCCUCCAUUACAGCGCGACAGACCCAUUUCCCGUUGCACCUGUGCAGGUUCCCACAAGCUUCAACGGGAUGCAGUGGUCUUGGCCCGUACCGAAUUGGGGCGCGAUGCCGGAGCAAAGUUGGUGAAUUUACAGUUGCAGGCUUAAAUGUGACUGUGUCUUACGAGAGCACCUUGGGAAAUUUUCUACGCAGGCUCGCUCCUUUCCAUCUGCUGGGUCGACCGAUUGUUGCUACCGAUCCCGCCGACCAUCCUGAUCUACGCGAUCGUAACUCGAGUCAGGCUUCCGAUGUUCCGACAAUUUGAACGACGAUACAUGGACUGAUUUCUAUUUUCCAACUCUUGGACUAAUCUUGGCAAAAAAGUUAAUCUCUCUGAUUCCCCUGGCGUGGCGCCUUGUAAACAUGAUAAGAUUUAUCUUUCAGUCAAAGCUGCGUUGUCCGAAAGAGCUUCGGGGCAUAACUUUGAAAAUAUAGCUCGAGCUACCUGGGUCUUUUCCAAGGCUGUGCGGACAGCUUCCCCAUGUGCUCAUGCAGU